Messenger RNA from Glycine soja, 1072 nucleotides. RefSeq names its product transcription factor MYB4-like. NCBI's taxonomy places the organism in Eukaryota, Viridiplantae, Streptophyta, Magnoliopsida, Fabales, Fabaceae. The transcript is spliced from 3 exons. The coding region runs from base 125 to 808 and encodes 227 amino acids. The record is from RefSeq and is a predicted model, not a curated record.
AGUAAACCAAGUCUUUGUCUACCUUGUCCCCUGCAUCUGUUAGGUUUAAGUUUAAGAAUACAACGACACAAACACAACAACCACACACACCGAACAUAUUAGAAAAAAAUAGGUACAUGCAGAGAUGGUGAGAACCCCUUGUUGCGACAAAAAUGGACUGAAGAAAGGCCCGUGGACACCAGAGGAAGAUAGGAAGUUGAUCGAUUAUGUCACUAAGUAUGGACACUGGAAUUGGCGCUUACUCCCCAAGUUUGCAGGUCUUGCAAGAUGUGGGAAGAGUUGCAGGCUGAGAUGGCUGAACUAUCUAAGGCCAGAUGUUAAAAGAGGGAACUUUAGUCAUGAAGAAGAAGAAACCAUUGUCAGACUUCACGAAAAGUUGGGUAAUAGAUGGUCAGCAAUUGCUGCUGAAUUGCCAGGGAGGACGGAUAAUGAAAUAAAGAACCACUGGCACACCGCCCUUAAGAAGCGUUUUGAACGAAAGCCAAAAGCUAAACGCAGAACUGAAAAAGAAGGCAAUGUUGUUUCUAAGUCAAUGGAGAGAGUGGUGUUAGAGAACUGCAGUGAGUACGCUGUGAUAACAACAGAUGCUGCUGCAGCCAUCACAAACCAUGAAAAUUCGGUUCUAGAAGGUGAUGAUUAUGGCCUUUCCUUUUUGGACACAUACACGGAGCCUGAUGUGUGUGCAAAUUUCUGGACAGAGCCUUAUUUAAUUGACAAUUCCUAUGUCCCUCCUGAGGGUGAUGUAGUAGAACUUUGGAGCCACAAUGAUUUGUACAUGCACGAAUAUUGCGAGGGUUUCUUCUGCUGAUCACAUGUUUUAAUUCCAGUACCAGGGAACUUCUAGCUAGCCAGCCUUUUGCUACUCUUGCUUGCCUUUGUCUUUUGAAAAUGUUAAUUCGAUGCCAAUUAAUUAAAAGGUUGGUGUGAUCUAAACAGUUAGUAUUUCGUGACCGGAAUAAGAUAGAGUACAUGCAUGUAAAUAAUUUAUUACUCUAAACAUCUCCAUCCAUCUCAAAAUGUAGAUUGUGCAGCUUCCAACAUGUUAUAUAAUGUCUGAAUGUCUAGACUUAAU